This is a messenger RNA of Coregonus sp. 'balchen', 9870 nucleotides long. The record is from the annotation of a GenBank genome assembly. Lineage: Eukaryota; Metazoa; Chordata; Actinopteri; Salmoniformes; Salmonidae.
AUACAAUGUAAGCGAACUGAACGCACCCCAAUCGGUGGGCGAAACAGAAACUGUCAACUAAAGAAUAGAGGAUGCGUGUUGGUAAGUUUGUAGGCUGUAAAGGAAAAGGCUUUCCAUAUUUGAUAAUACUGUACACUAACUUUUCUCGUAAACAUAGGUCGCACGUUUAUUUCAAGUGUCGAAGUCGCUUGUUAGUUUUCGUUCGUCCUUCACAAUUUCUGCCAGUCUUGGGCGGUCAAUGUCGUAGAAAAAACAUUACUUACACCAGGACACUACAACUGGUGACUAUCCGGGAGAAACAAAUAAAAAAGAACACUGUUUUUGCGUAAAUCUGACAGUUUUCUUGACGGGACAAUCAAACAAUAUAGGCUUACGUUUCGGCAUGAAUCGCCUUAAUCAGAGCCUCUGAUGAAGUUUGUUUGUCCCGUAAAUAAGUCGAUCAGAUAUACGCCGCAACCGAUUGCUCCUUGUUUUUAAUUCUCUUGGAUAGUCAUCAGUUGAAGUGUCCUGGGGGUAAUUAAUUUUUGGGGGACUUUCAAGUGAAGUUCCUCAGUCAAGUACCUGCUGAUUCCCUUUUUUGUUUAAACUGGGCAGGGCUGAAGCGCGUUUGGGUAGGUUAUACUAAGUUCUAUGUCGUGUUUUUAAGUACUCUUUUUUUUUUUACUAUAUGGAUUUACAUGUGGUUACCGUCGGGAAAGGUGAUAUCGCGGCUACCAGUGUUCCAGUUAAAGUUGAUAUUUUGGGAGGAGUGGAUUUGGUCAGUUUAGAGUAGAGUUGUUUAUUUGUCGAUUUGUGGUGACGUAAUCAAUCAGCUGUUUAGAUUCAGAUGGGUGUUGUCGUUUUGAGAGCUGGGGUGUCUUGAGUAAUUAGAUGAAAGGUGACUUGUUGUGGAGGGGACGAAAGGAGUUUAAGAAUGCCGUAAUGGACAUUGAACAGGGCCCAGUUUCCCGAUACCGAUGGAGUUUAGGAAUAUGCCGGGCAUGCACACAUUUUCAUGAUCGGGGUGAAAUCCUAUGAACUUGGGCUAGGAUCAGUACUCCGGGAAUUGGGUUGUUUGAGCGGGUCAAGGACGGACCGAUGAUGGCUUUUCCGUUCUCCAGACCCCUGUUAGAUGCAACAGUGUUCAACUGCAGCCCGCAAUUCCGGGGUUCCUGCAUGAACGCCCCUCUCCCUCAGCACAAUAUCAUCAUGCUUGUGUGACACUUUUUAUAUGAAAUCCAUUUUUUUAUCGAGUGACAUACCUUUUGCAUGUGUGUAGAUCUUUGUUUUGGUCGCACUGUGUGACGCGCUGUCAACUACGUCUACACGUGGCCGCGUCGCAUAGAAACGACUAGUUCCUGCAAAGAUGCUGGAAAAUGCUAGAUUUGGGGCAGUUCGUAAAUUCACUCCGGCAUUCUCGUUUGAGUGUGCCAGAGCACAGAAUAACUGAUGAAUUUACGAACGCUCAACACCCGUUGAAUAUGGCCGGUAUCGGUAAACGUCAGCAAAAAAGCGUAAUUAAAUUGUUGGCAGCAGCACAGUUACAGUCACCAACGCUCUGGAUAACAUGAAAACAGCUAACCAGCUCUGCUAGGGCGAGUAAAAUUGUCAGUGAGGUGUUAUCUCGUUUGUGUCUGGAAGUAGCUAGCCAACGUUAGCCACUUAGCUUGUGUGCUUGACAUUUACCGUACUCCUCAGCCAGAGCGUCCAGUGUGCGCGCUGAACGCCCGGAGAGCGAAAUGCUCUGAAUUUACGAACGGACAAUCUGACAACGCUCUGAAUUGACGUACUCUGAGCGCAAUCCGGCAUUCCAGAUUGAAUUUACGAACACACCCUAAAAUGGCUAGGAACCUCCUCGUGAGGUACAAAACAUGGAUUUAAUAUUUUUCUGAAUUUUCUUUGUUUUUUGUAGAACCCUCUGCAACUGGACACGGACAUUUAUAAGAUACCUUUCCCCGAAUCGAGAACGAAGACGGUAUCGCCAAGGGCAGGUUAGUUGAAAAAUCAAUGGCAACGUGUUGUAUAAACUAACGUUAACCUGUAAUGGAAACAUGGUUAUCACAUAUCUGGCGUACAAACUGUAGCAAGCAUAUAGCCUACAUAACUUAUAAGCAGUGGCGGCUCCUGAACAAAUUCUCAGGGAGGGCAAUUUUUCUGAUGAUUUAGGUGACCUACACACAUUUUUAAAAAGAUAUGUCCAGCAACAACAUGAAGACAGGGGCAGCAUAUAAGUCAAUACCAGAAGCAUUUAUUGACUGAUCUCAAAAGUGUUGGCUUACAAAAGCAAAAUAAGUUAUCACAGUAAAAAUAAUCAAGGGUGUUCUUUCACAUUCCUCAACACUGCAUAAACAAUAUGCAUUUCCAUAAACAAAUGAAAUAUCAGCUGAAAAUACAGCAUCUUGGUAUUUGUUCAGAUUGCAGGAUCAACAAGAGCUUUUACCACAUUUUUUGAUAUCUGUUUAAUCUUACCUUAUGGCCUGCACUUGCUUGUGAAGCUGUCGAGGGCACGUUUGAUAGAGACAGCAUCGAUGUCCUUCUUCUGUAGCUUCUGGUACAGAAUGUCGACGUGGGGCAUGAUUUUGUGAAAAAGCCGCAGGAAAAAAAUUAAAUCUUCAUCAUGUAGUAUCCUCACGUAGCCAGCUGCCUCUCUCAAGGUGUGCUGGUCAAAUGAACCCAAUGAACCCGUCCGGAUGGCUUCAAAACAUUAUAUGAGGUCGUCUCGAUUCUCGUAGACAGUGUUCACGACUCUGCUGUUGCUAACCUCAUCGUUGUGGCGGCGGACAGCUAGCCUGUAUCCCUCAUCCAGUUGAGUGGCAAUAUUCACUCUCCCAAAAGCAGACAAUCUCAAACAGCUAUAUGUGGGUCUUUGACAGCUAAUUUUUCUUAAUCUUUUCUGAAAGAUGGUGCAUGUCGGUUACACCAGUCGCUGUCCAAGCGGUGCUGUCUGCUGUGCCGCCUUCAGGGUGGAAGAGUAAGCAGGGGUAGCAAAAAACUGCAUUAGCUACAUCGCAGCCUGCUAGCCAGGUUUUCCGUUCAUACCAAUUUUUGGAAAAUCCUCGGGUGUAGGACUUCCCCCCUUUAGUAGACACCUGUUGAAUUAUUAAAUUUGGUCUGGGGGGUCCUAAUUGUUUCGUUGCCAAUUUAUCUUCAUUUGUUCGCCGACAAAAAGGAACUUCUUUCAAAGACACAAUCGAGUUGGACUGAAGCCUAGCCAUUUUGAUAGUAGUAGUGAAUUGAAUGAGGCUGCUACCUGGUCUUUUCUUAGUUACGUUCAUUCGUGGUUACGUUAUGUAUGACGAAAGCGCGUAAGUGCAAGCCCACAGACACCCAUAGAGAAUGUAUUGAAAGCUUUGAAAUGUGACAAAACUAGAUUUUACAUGGGAGUCUAUGACAGACUUCUGGGCGAUUUUCAACCUGACUGAAAUCGCCCAAAAAACGGGCGGGGCCAUUUGAAGCACGACUUUAGCCUGAUUUGACAUUUAGUGGCUGGCAGAUCAGACGUGAACACUGAUAACUGCUGUUGCCGUGAUAUAAUUUUUUAUAAAUUUAUAAAAAAAAAAUAUUUUUUUUUAUUUAAUUUUUUUUUAAAUAAUUGAUUAGAAAAAAAAUCCCUUCCUUUUCCCGUUUGGCAGUGCGUCGCCCAUAUCGCCCUAUUGAACAAGCCGUCCCUGCUUAUAAGUCAUGUCUACCGGAGCUAGGUUGGUUUGAUUUGUUGAUUCUGAGUAGCCUACGUCUGCCUUGACUAGGCCUAUACAUUUAGGAUUUAGGACAAUAUUAGUGUACAUUUUGAUAAAUGCUGUCAACAAGCUAUGUUUUUUUUGCCAUGUUAGAUCAAGUCAGUUUGUUAGAAGAGUCCUGGGCUAGUUGCAUCUUUUAAUCUUUGACCUUUGGCACACACAACCAAACCUGUCAUUAAAGAGGUUAGUCAGAUAUAAAAAAGAAUUUGAUCUCCUUAUUUAAUCUUUCAAAGCUAAGAUAUAGUAUGGUUAUUCAGAAAUAAAAAUCAUGUUUUUGGUCUAGGUUUGGUUUAUAUUUAUGUAUUUUUGUUCUCUAGUGUCUCAGGUAUGGACUGGAUAGCUGUGUUCACAUCCUUGGAGGCGGUGUGUGAGGAAAACAUUACUGCUCUGUCUGGGCCUCCCGACUUGCCAUAUGGUGACGCGUCCAGGCGCUUGGUGACAUGCAUGAGAAAGAUUCAGGACCAUGGUCGUGCCCUGGAACCGGUGGUUUCUGGCAUCACUGCAGUCUACCACCACUAUGACUUUGACUCCGAUACCCCUGGGAAUGGGUAUCGCACACUGGUCAAGGUAGGGUAGAAUUAUCACUCUGUUAUUGCUUCUCAUUCUCUUGACAAUCACACAGUCAAAAGACUGAGCUAGCUAGCCACAGAGGGAAAAUAGGAGGGAGUGAUGGAGCUCCUUUGAUUUAUUAAGGUGGUGUGAAAACAAAAAAACAAAUGUAUAUUUUACAACUUUGUAUUCAUAUUUCGGAGUAUAAUCUCAUCUCUCAGGUUUUGCAGUCUUGCCUUCUGCACAUCAUCCACAAGGGACGCUACAUUGCCUCUAACUGCCACGGGGCCUUCUUCAGGGCCGACCACAACGCCUCAGAGAUGGAAGCCUAUGGCAGUGUCCUGUGUCAGCUACGGGCCCUCCUCUACAUCGCCCAGGGAAUGCUCCACGAUAACUGUCCCGGGCAGCUGUACGGAGAGCAGGACGGAGAACUGAGCAGGAGGUUGGUGAGGGAGUACGCCUCCAUGCACAAGGCCUGCUUCUACGGCCGCUGCCUGGGCUUUCAGGUCAGUCACCACCUGGGGGAGAUGCUAUAGAGCAGUGGUUCUCAACCAGGGGUACUAGGACCCCUGGGGGUACUUGGCCUAUCCACAGGGGGUACUUGAGAAGACUCAUUAGACCAUAGGCUUACUGGUAAAAUGCACAUGAGGGGGUAGUUCAGGGGCACAAUGGAACUUGGUGGUACAGUAACUGAAAAAGGUUGAGAACCACUGCUGUAGAGGCCAUUUGCUUUUUGUCAAUAGGUCAUUGUCAAAGCUGGACUAAGCUGGUAUAUGAUACUGUAUAUGCUUGUGGAAUAGACACUGGCUGGAAUGUGGUUUUAACCAAUCAGCAUCCAGGAUUAGACCCUCUCGGUGUAUAAUACUUUAAUAUGCACUGUAUAUAUUGUCAGCAUCCCUUCCUCUGCAUGUAUAGAGAUAUAUUCCCUCUGUGAAUUGUAUAUCCUCACUGUAAAUCAGCUUUUCUCCAGAGAUUUAUGUUCACUGUAUUUAUAUUGUAUAUCCUCUAUGUUGACUCUGUCUGUACAUUGUCUAUUGCUGGCAGCACCUAUUCACCAAGUCAAAUUCCAGGUAUGUGUAAAUGUACUUGGUGAAUAAAGAGAUUCUGAAAUCUUAUUUUUCCCUCUGACUCCCCAGUUCUCAUCUUCCCUUCGUCCGAUUCUGCAGUCAUUAAUCAUAAGCAUGGUCUCGUUUGGAGAGAGCUAUGAAAAACAGCAUUCCGGGUUAGGUCAGUCUCUGUGGAUUAUUUGGGCUAUAUGAGGUCGUGAAACUAUACAUGUUAGUUGUCAUAACAACUGACUGAUUAUCUACCUUGUAGGGCCUAUUCUAAGAUAUAUGGUAAUCCUUUGACAUUUAAAAAAGUUAGUACAUAGUGUGCAGUGCUAUAAUGACUUCCCAUUUGCUCUCCUCCAUAUCUCUCAGGCAUGGCAGCAUUCUCCCUUCUUACCUCUGGGAAGUAUGUCAUUGAUCCAGAGCUGAGAGGAGAAGAAUAUGAGCGGAUCACCCAAAACUUGGACAUGAAGUUCUGGAAGUCCUUCUGGAACCUCACUGAAUCAGAGCUUGUAUCGGUGAGGGGAGGAGGCUCUUAACUAAUUAUGCUUUUCUUAUUAGCACUGACUUUGCUGAUAGUGGCUUUACUGAGGAAAAGUUUUAACUAUGACUGUGAUAUGUGAUUGUCUUACCUAGCUACCUUAAGAUGAAUGCACUAACUGUAAGUCGCUCUUGGUAAGAGCAUCUGCUAAAUGACAAAAAUGUAAAAAUGUACUGCAUAUCUUGCAGUGUCUCCUUGUCUCGGUUUCCCCUACUCACUCAGUCUCUCCUUGUCUCGGUUUCCCCUACUCACUCAGUCUCUCCUUGUCUCGGUUUCCCCUACUCACUCAGUCUCUCCUUGUCUCUGUUUCCCCUACUCACUCAGUCUCUCCUUGUCUCUGUUUCCCCUACUCACUCAGUCUCUCCUUGUCUCUGUUUCCCCUACUCACUCAGUUUCUCCUUGUCUCUGUUUCCCCUACUCACUCAGUCUCUUCUUGCUCGCUCCAUCUUUCUGUUUGUUUACUGUUACGACUGUUUACAAUGUCCUCUCCAUCUUUUUUUAUCCAUCCAUUCCACAGGGCUUUGCCAGUUUAACCUCUACCCUAGUGCAGGUGAACCUCACCCUGACCAUACCCCCUGAACCACUACUCCUCCCCCUGGUCUCAGACCCCCGUCUCUCUGCCCCGGUGUCCCCGCCGGUGGCCCACUGGGGCCCUGGACCUGUCAACAUGCGCCUCAUCUCCUAUGAGCUUCGAGAAGGACAGGUGAGCGCUCAGCUCUUACCUUAGUGCUUAUUAUCUGAUGAUUUCAUUACAGGUCUACACUGUUUUAUCAAUUAUAUUAGUGUAAAAAGGGUUCAGUUAUGAUGUAAACAUCUUACCCUCUCUCUCUCCUUCUUUCUUCAGGACAGUAAAGAGCUGCUGGCCUUCUCUCGUACAGAAGCUCCCCCCAUUUCCCUGUCUUUGGUACCGUUUGGUGCCCAGAAGCGUCCUCCCUCCCCCUGGCUGUUGAUCCACUUCCAUGGAGGAGGCUUCGUGUCCCAGACCUCCAAAUCCCAUGAGGUACGUAGGCCUGGGAUAGUGGUAGUGGUGUGACGCCUGAAAUGACUUAAGCUAAUCACAAACCCUAUUCUCACAGUAAUUCAAUUAAGUGGAGCUUGGGGCUCAGCACAUACCAUGUAUACUUUACACUUCUUUAACAUCCCAAUUUUUCUCUCACCAUCUGUCCUCCAUCUCCUAGAACUAUCUGAAGAGCUGGUCGAAGGAUCUGAAUGUCCCGAUCCUGUCUGUGGAUUACUCCCUGGCUCCUGAGGCCCCUUUUCCCAGAGCCCUGGAGGAGUGCUUCUACGCCUACUGUUGGGCCCUCAAGAACUGCCAUCUUCUGGGUCAGUGUCAUUACCACUGUGUUAGAGCUAAGAGCCAAAGAAAAUGGUUUCUUAGCUAGACAGAGGACCCUCGGAUCAAUCAUAUUGGUAGAUAUUUUAUUGCAGUAUUACAACAAACGUCUGUCCGACCUGCUGGUACUGAUUGGUCUGUUCCUCUGCCCUAGGCUCCACUGCUGAGCGUGUGUGUCUGGCUGGGGACAGUGCUGGGGGGAACCUCUGCAUCACUGUGUCCAUGAGGGCCAUUGCCUGCGGUGUGCGCAUCCCAGAUGGUAUUAUGGCUGCAUAUCCUGCUACCCUGCUCACCAUUGACGCCUCGCCCUCCCGCCUUCUCACCAGCUUUGACCUACUGCUACCCUUAGGGGUGCUUUCCAAGUGUAUCAACGCCUACACAGGUAAGGAAGGGAAAGGCAUGAGAGGGUAUUAUUCAAAGGUUAUAUAAAAGGUAGUUAAAGUCGCACUCCAGUCUCAUUUUACUUUAAAAAAAACAUUUGUCUUUUAGCAGACGCUCUUAUCCAGAACGACUUAGUUAGUGCAUUCAUCUUCAAACCUCUUAAGGAUCGUACCCUUUUAUUCAAUUUUCGCCUAAAAUGACAUACACAAAUCUAACUGCCGGUAGCUCAGGACCUGAAGCAAGGAUAUGCAUAUUCUUGAUAUCAUUUGAAAGGAAACACUUUGAAGUUUUGGAAAUGUGAAAUUAGUGUAGGAGAAUAUAACACAUUAGAUCUGGACAAAGAUAAUACAAACAACACAUUUUUUUUUUUUAUCAUCUUUGAAAUGCAAGAGAAAGGCCAGACAGUGAUGUAGGAAUCUAGGUGUAAUUUAGAUUUGGUCCACAAGACGGCAGCAUUGUGUGUGCAAAGUUUCAGACUGAUCUAGUGAAGGAUUACAUCACUACACAAUAUUUUGUAUCAAGUCUGCCAGGAGUUUUCCCAAAUGUUCCGAAUUGGUCAAUUUAUACAUUUUCAAGUACAUAACUAUAGAGAACAUACAAAAAUGCUAUGGUAAUAAAACAUUUAAGUUUACACACUCCCAGGAAUGUCAUACAUGAUGGAUCAUUAGCUUCUAUAUAUUCAUAUUGAGCAGCAACCUUCCCGGUAUAGGGACGCCGAUCCUGUAGAGGUUUUAAGUGGAACAACAUUUUUCCUCAAAAUAGAUAUCAGUACAUUACUGUAUUUAUACGUACAUUUUUCCUCAAAGUAGCUUCUCAUUUUUUUCCAAAUGACCUUGUCUUCCUCUCUUUCACCCUCUCCAGGUGUAGACUCUGAGACGGUUCAGCCUACAGAGGGAACCAGCACGUUGAGCGCUCUAGGUAGAGACACAGCCUCGCUGAUCAGUGACCUCACACACGGGGCGUCCAAAUGGAUCCAGUCCUUCUUUCCCGCAGAGGUCCUAGGGUCAUGGUCAUCGUCACAUCGGAGGUCUCUGGACAACGAGGCCCACCAGAGAUCAGUGUCGCCAUGUUCAUCCGACUCCUCCUCAGGCCCCAGGGACUACCCAGAAGGCUUUGAGCCCCGGCGCUCAGAGCGCCUGUCUGUGAUCCAGACGCCUAGCUGUCCCACCGUCAAGAACCCGUUUGUGUCGCCCCUGCUAGCCUCUGACGACCUACUGAGAGGACUACCGCAUGUACACUUAGUGGUGAGAGGGGUGUGGGGAGGGGGAGAGUCAAUGCAUUUAGGACAGGGUUUCCCAAACUCUGUCCUCGGGACCCCAAGGCUGCACAUUUUGGUUUUUGCCCUAGCACUACACAGCUGACUCAAAUAAUCAACAAAUCAUAAAGUUUUGAUAAUUUUUAUCAGCUGUGAAGUGUUAGGGCAAAAACCAAAACGUGCACCCCUUGGGGUCCCGAGGACCGAGUUUGGGAAACGCUGAUAGGAAGACAGGUUUGUAGGUUGAGAGGGAUGGAAAAGUUAAAGAAAGCAAAGGAAUACACGUUUUACUGCAGUGGCUCUAUUUUGUCCUUGUUCACUGGUCUCUAACACUCUCCACUAUUGAUGUUCUUUCCACUUUAAUCUCUUAGAGUUUUCUGUAGUUUUACUCCCCUGUCUGUCCCCACAGGCCUCUGCACUGGAUGCCUUGUUGGAUGACUCUGUGACGUUCGCCAAGAAACUGCGGGAUAUGGGCCAACCAGUGACCCUGAGGGUGGUGGAGGACCUCCCACAUGGCUUCCUCAGCCUAUCGGGAUUCGCAGAGGAGAUAAAGGUGGCCUCAGACAUCUGCGUAGAGCGAAUCAGAGAGGUCUUCCAGCAGCAAACCCUGCCUUCCUGUACUCGCAAGUGACCAAUGUUUGAAAGAAAUAAUCAUGGGGCUGGCCAGCUGCCUAAUAAAACCAAGGUGGAAAAGUAGUUGUUGUCCUCACAAAAGUGAAAGAUAACACCCUUGCCUUUUUUGCACUAACACUUGCACUUUUCUUACUAGCACUGACUGAUAGCUGCUUUAUUGAGGAAAACAUUUUAUGAUUAUGACUGUGAUAUUUGAAGUCACUGGUUAAAGAGCAUCUGCUAAGGGAGAGGUUGCAAUGUACACAAUAGUUACCCAUAGGAAAAUGGAGGAGGGUCAAGCUUUUUUUCAAUUUCAGUCAGGGGGAGUUUAGUAUUUUCAAAAUUUAGUACAGGAGAGGGUCAUGUCAUUUGUAAUCAAUGAAAUGUCAUAUUGCUUAAGGUUUGAGAACUAUACUGAACAAAAAUAGAAACGC